AUGGAUUUCUUCAAUGAGUCGCUCGAAAACUCGUCUCUGUUCAUCUUUAACUCCUCUGGACGCCUCACAGAUAACAGCACGGCUCAGUAUGACAUCAUCAUUUUGCCUAGCAUCUUUGGCAUCAUCUGCUUCUUGGGCAUUGUUGGCAACUGCCUCGUCAUCUACACCAUCGUGAAGAGGACCAAGUGCAGCGCCAAGCAGACUGUCCCAGAUAUCUUCAUCUUCAGUCUGUCCAUCGUGGACCUUCUCUUCCUCCUGGGGAUGCCCUUUCUCAUCCACCAGCUGCUGGGAGAGGGCUCCUGGUGUUUUGGAAGCAUCCUGUGCACAGUCAUCACCGCCCUGGACUCCAACAGCCAGACGGUCAGCACCUACAUCCUGACGGUGAUGACUCUGGACCGCUACAUUGCCACGGUGCAUCCAAUCCGCUUUAACCACAUUCGGACACCACGGGUGGCUGUGGCGAUUGUUGUAAUAGUCUGGCUACUCUCGGUCAUCUCCGUAACACCUCUAAUCCUGUAUGCCGGACUCAUGCCACUUCCCGGUGGACGCGUUGGUUGCGCCCUUCUUCUCCCAAACCCCUCCACUGACAUCUACUGGUUCACUCUCUACCAGUUUCUGCUGGUGUUUGCCCUGCCGUUGGCCAUCAUCUGCUUGGUUUUCUUCAAGAUCCUCCAGCACAUGUCCACCAACGUAGCUCCGCUGCCACCCCGGAGCCUUCAGGUGCGCACCAAGAAGGUGACCCGUAUGGCUGUGGCCAUCUGCUCGGCUUUCUUCACGUGCUGGGCUCCAUACUACAUCUUACAGUUGGUUCACCUGGGCAUCCGGCAGCCCAGCCCAGCCUUCUACUAUACCUACAACAUAGCCAUUAGCAUGGGCUACGCAAACAGCUGCAUUAGCCCCUUCCUUUACAUCCUGCUCAGUGACAACUUCAAGAGGCAGCUCAUUGUAGCCGUCCAGCCAGUCCACAAGCGUUUUCGAAUCAACCCCAGCACGACGGACGGCAGCGUGACACUGCAUCUCGCUCCUGAUGGACGGAGGCACUCUCACUCAGAUGACUCUGGACAGUGA
Colossoma macropomum (tambaqui) is the source of this 1068-nucleotide messenger RNA. It is a transcript of the gene mchr1a, whose product is annotated as melanin-concentrating hormone receptor 1a. The transcript has 2 exons. Gene Ontology annotation, molecular function: neuropeptide binding; melanin-concentrating hormone receptor activity. NCBI's taxonomy places the organism in Eukaryota, Metazoa, Chordata, Actinopteri, Characiformes, Serrasalmidae. The record is from RefSeq and is a predicted model, not a curated record. Gene Ontology annotation, biological process: neuropeptide signaling pathway. Bases 1 to 1068 code for a protein of 355 amino acids. Gene Ontology annotation, cellular component: membrane; neuron projection.